Messenger RNA from Archocentrus centrarchus (flier cichlid), 960 nucleotides. Its product is annotated as chymotrypsin B-like. Gene Ontology annotation, biological process: proteolysis. NCBI's taxonomy places the organism in Eukaryota, Metazoa, Chordata, Actinopteri, Cichliformes, Cichlidae. Gene Ontology annotation, molecular function: serine-type endopeptidase activity. The coding region runs from base 14 to 808 and encodes 264 amino acids. The transcript has 7 exons. The record is from RefSeq and is a predicted model, not a curated record.
CACCAGGAUCACCAUGGCCUUCCUCUGGAUCGUCUCCUGCCUCGCCUUCAUCAGCACCGUCUACGGCUGCGGCAUCCCUGCCAUCCCCCCCCAGGUGACUGGCUAUGCCCGCAUCGUCAACGGUGAGGAGGCGGUGCCUCACUCCUGGCCCUGGCAGGUGUCUCUGCAGCAAACCAACGGCUUUCACUUCUGUGGAGGAUCUCUGAUCAACGAGAACUGGGUGGUGACUGCUGCACACUGCAACGUCAGGACCUACCACAACGUGAUCGCUGGAGAGCACAAUAAGGGCUUCGGCUCCAGUGAGAACAUCCAGGUGCUGAAGCCUGCCAAGGUGUUCACCCACCCCAACUGGAAUCCCCAAACCAUCAACAAUGACAUCACCCUGAUCAAGCUGGCCACCCCCGCUCGCCUGGGCACCACCGUGUCCCCCGUCUGCCUCGCCGAGUCCACGGACAGCUUCGCCCCCGGCAUGAAAUGCGUCACUACCGGCUGGGGUCUGACCCGCUACAACGCUCCCAGUACUCCCAACAACCUGCAGCAGGCAGCCCUGCCUCUGCUGUCCAACGAGCAGUGCAAGAAACACUGGGGCAGCAACAUCUCUGAUGUCAUGAUCUGUGCUGGUGGAGCCGGUGCCACUUCCUGCAUGGGUGACUCCGGUGGACCUCUGGUCUGUGAGAAGGACAGUGUCUGGACUCUGGUUGGUAUCGUGUCUUGGGGAAGCAGCACUUGCUCCACCUCCACUCCUGCCGUCUACGCCCGUGUCACCGAGCUCCGUGGGUGGGUCGACCAGAUCCUCGCAUCCAACUAAAAGCUGAGAGGGUGAGCCGACUCCAUCGUGGGAGCCCACAAACUCAUAAUGUCCCAGACUCCCUUGAACCCACCCAAACUCCACCCUAACCUUCACGAACACCAACAUCAGAGUGUGAGGUCGCUGAAUGAUAAUAAAAACUGAAAAUCAGA